Molecule: messenger RNA, 825 nt
Organism: Pedinophyceae sp. YPF-701
Lineage: Eukaryota; Viridiplantae; Chlorophyta; Pedinophyceae
Source: the annotation of a GenBank genome assembly
AUGCUUGGUUCGCUCAACGUGGUCGCGGGGUCGGCGGUCCGCCCCACGCGGAGCACGGCCCCGCGUCGCGCCCGCGGCGUCGCCGUCCGCGCCGGCAAGGAGGAGGAAAUCUACAUCGGCAAGGGCAAGAAGAUCACCGACGACCCUUCCAAGUACCCCGAGAAGAACGAGUUCGUCGGCGGCUGGGCUGGCGGCGAGGUGGGCCUGUGGUCGUUCCGCGAUGAGGCCAAGGCAGGGGCGACGGCCGCGCCGGCCGAGGAGGAGCCGGCCGAGCCCGCCGAGCCCUCGGAGGGCGUGGCGGAGGCCAAGUGGGUCGACGGGCGCUCCGUGAAGGCGAGGGUGGUCAAGCAGGGCGGCGACACGCUGUACAUCGGCAACGGGCGCUUCAUCACGGACGCGAGCUACAAGUACGGCGGCAAGGAGGACGUGGGCGCCUUCCCGGGCGCGACGGGCGGGUUCGCGGGCGGCGAGCGGGGCCUGCAGCAGUUCCUGGAGACGGGCGACAUCGAGUUCACCGACGGGCGGCCCACGCAGGGGCAGUCGCCGCUCGCGGGCGGGUUUUUGAUCGCAGGCAUGGGCGCGGGGCUGUACGCGCUGUCCGACUCGGUGGACGUCGUGGGCAAGGAGGCCACGGGCGCGACGGCGCAGAUCCCGGGCGUCGAGAUCGGCAUCGCGGUCUUCGGCGUGGGCUUCCUCGUCGUGCUGGUCAGCGUGCUGGCCAAGCGGGCCGCGUCGGCGGCGGCCGAGGGCAUCGAGAAGGGCGUCAAGGUCGCGGCGCUGAUCACCACCGUCGCGAUCGUCGCCAAGUACAUCAUCGACAACUAA